UUUGGAGAAAGAGAGAGAGAGAGUUUUGGAAAAUUUUUAUGCUGUAUAUACAGUAAAGUUAUUUUAAAAAGUUUAAACACAAAGAAAAAAGUUUAGAAAUUUGUGAUUAUAAUUAGAUUAUAUAGUUUAAUAAAAAUUUAUCAGCCAUAACAAUCAAUCUAUCGGUGAAACGAUGCCUCUAUUGAUGUCAUCACUAAUGCGUCGCUUAAAUGUCACUUCUUGUUGUUUAUCCUCCAAGUCAUCCAUCUCUCGACUGUUUGUAUUAUUGAUAAUUGUUUCGGCAAUUGUAGACACUUUGGCCACCAGUCAAUACUACAGUACAAGUGCAGACAGUGACCUAACAUCAGAUCUGGUCGAUGACUAUAAUGCAAACAUUGCUAAACUAUUAUUUGUCAACAGAAAGAGAAGUUGUGUCAGACGAGGAGCCUCUUGUGAUCACAGACCUGAAGAUUGUUGCGAUAGCUCUGUGUGCAGAUGUAAUAUGUGGGGAGCAAACUGUCGGUGCCAAAGGGCUGGUCUAUUCAAGUGGGGUUAAGUCCUUAAACAGUAUUCCACAAUACAAUAGACUGUAUGAUUGAUUGAWUGAUAAUAUGAGUGGACAUUCAUUUAAAUUAUGAAUUAAUAAAAUAGAUAAAUAAACAGUAGUUUUUAAAAGCAAAUUUUGUUUUAUGGUAAUA
Molecule: messenger RNA, 677 nt
Organism: Oppia nitens
Lineage: Eukaryota; Metazoa; Arthropoda; Arachnida; Sarcoptiformes; Oppiidae
Product: putative neurotoxin
Exons: 5
Coding region: 173-535 (120 amino acids)
Cellular component (GO): extracellular region
Molecular function (GO): ion channel inhibitor activity
Source: RefSeq, a predicted model, not a curated record